This is a messenger RNA of Triticum dicoccoides, 1075 nucleotides long. Its product is annotated as cysteine-rich receptor-like protein kinase 10. The transcript is spliced from 2 exons. Lineage: Eukaryota; Viridiplantae; Streptophyta; Magnoliopsida; Poales; Poaceae. The record is from RefSeq and is a predicted model, not a curated record. Bases 25 to 882 code for a protein of 285 amino acids.
CUCUUCAGCCUUCACACCUGCUACAUGCCCGGCGCCUACUCUUCCUCCAUGAUUAUUAUUCAUGCUCUCCUGCUCCUCGUGCUAAUUCCGCUCGCCGCAGCACAGCCGUGGACCAACUGCGGCAGAGGCCAAGGCAACUACUCGGCAGGCAGCACAUACGAGACCAAUCUUCUAGACCUCCUCGGCACCCUCCGCCAUAACGCCUCCUCGUCGCCGACCCUAUUCGCCAAAGGAUCCCUCGGUGCCGCGCCGGACACUGCCUGGGCCCUGAUUCUCUGCCGAGGCGACGUCAGCGCCAGGAUGUGCUACGAGUGCGUCACCUGGGCUGGUCACGAGGCGGCCACAGCCUGCAACCGCAGCAGGGACGUGGCCCUCUGCUACGACCAGUGCUACGUCCGCCUAGCCGACCACAACUUCUUCGACCCCAACGGCAACUCCGGCGUGGUAUCGUCCGUGAGCGCUCUAGGUAUCACCAACGGGGACGUCGUCGGCUACGACUGGGCCCUCACUGACCUGUUAAGCUCCAUGGUGAAGUAUGCGGUGGACAACUCCUCCAGGAUGUUCGCCAUGGGGUAUUCGGCAGGGACCGAGCCGGGGUUCCACGCGAUCUACUCGGCGGCGCAGUGCGCGGUGGACCUGUCGCGGCCGCAGUGCCGAAACUGCCUACAAGGCCUCAUGGGCAUGUGGCGGACCACGUUCCUGCGGAACACGCGGGGCGCGAGGCUGGCUGGUCCGCGCUGCACCUUGAGGUCCGAACUAUUCCAGUUCUUCAAUGACAGAGAUUCCAGGUUCCCGUCCAACACCGGAUCCUCCGGGCCCGUCGCCGUGGGACCAGCAGCUGGUACGAGAGUGAGCCUUUCUUUGGCACUCAGGAAACGAUAAGUGCAAGGUGUGCCUUUCUCUAACUCCUGUUGUAUUUCGCAUUCGCCCACUUAUCAUGUAUAGAGGAAGCUUCAUAGUUACCUUCAUUUUCUCAAGCUCCUCCUUUAUCAAUAACACUCGUUAGACGACAAUUAUUUGAUCAAUGAAUACUACAGCCAGUUCAGACCAUGAAUUUACUCAAAGUAAAUCUCUC